AUGGCCGGAACGUGCUUUGGCGCAAGCCCUUUCGGUGGCCCUUCAACUCCUGUGGCACCGUCUAUCAGCACCCCUGCGAGCAGUGCUCUCCGUAGACCAUACAAAGCGCUCAAGCCAUCCGUCACCCCAAAUGUCUCUACUUCUGGAGCCAAGCCAGUUGGUACCGGCCUAUCAUCAGUGCCUAUUACUACCGGCAAGAUUCGCCGGGUCGAGCUCGAGUCCGUCAACCUCUCAUCUACCGGCUCACAGCAAGAGAACAAACCGCCAACUACCCGAGGUAGAGAUUCGUAUUGGUCCGCAAGCUGGAGAAAGCCUCAACAGAAGAAGCACAAAACAUGGGACGGGGAUGCAUUCAUCGCGUGCCGGAAUGACGUGUUCACAAUCUUGUCAGACACCGGGAAGAAGCUCGGGACUGCUAAGUGGAAGGGCGACCCACUAUUCAGCGGCUAUCGCAUCUUUGCCGCUAACAAGGAAUUCGAACUCGACGCGGAGAUACCGGCCUCUAAGAUGCCUGCAAUGAACGGAAGCGACGGGUGGGCGGAUGAAGGCAUGCUGGAUGAGGAAGGUUGGGAGACGGUUGUCACCCAGAAUCCUAGAGCUCUCUCUGCCAGAACCAGCAUCUCCGAUAACCCCAUAGUUGACACAGUUUCCGCGUCGACGAGUAAGAAGUUCAUACCUCCUACUUCGUUCUAUGGGAAAUCCGCCCCGAAACCGAAGAAGGGACCUUUACACGAUCCGGAAGCAGAAGGCGCCUUGGUUAUGAAGAAUCCCAAUAAAGAGCACAUCAAGAAGAAUAAUGCGAAAGACUUGCCCAUAGUACCCGUAGUCUUGGAUCCGAUCCUAGCCGUUAGACUCAGGCCGCAUCAGAAAGAAGGCGUCAAGUUUCUGUAUGAAUGUGUUAUGGGACUGCGCAAGCACGAAGGCCAGGGAUGCAUAUUGGCUGACGAGAUGGGUCUUGGAAAAACUCUGCAGACCAUUGCAUUGGUCUGGACUCUCCUUAAGCAGAAUCCGUACGCGGGAGUAGGCCCUGUCAUCGGCAAGGCGAUGAUCGUUUGUCCCGUAUCCCUCAUCAACAAUUGGAAGAACGAGUUUCACAAGUGGCUGGGUAGAGACCGCGUAGGUGUAUUUGUCGGCGAUAAGGACAAGGCACACAUCAAGCAAUUCAUUAAUACCCGGAUCCACCAAGUUCUCGUCAUCGGCUACGAGAAACUAAGGACUGUGAUUGACGACUUGAGAUAUUGCAACCCUCCCAUUGGGCUGAUCAUUUGCGAUGAAGGACAUCGAUUGAAGUCGGCGAACAACAAGACCUCUCAGAUGUUCAAAGCGCUCAACACGAAGCGACGUGUUAUCCUCUCGGGCACACCCAUCCAGAAUGAUCUCAGUGAAUUUCAUGCUAUGGCUGAUUUCUGUAACCCUGGUCUCCUCGAUGACUACAAGACGUUCAAACGAGUGUACGAGGAUCCCAUUCUAAAGAGUCGAGCAGUGGGGUGUACGGCGAAGGAAGCCGAGAUAGGAGAAGCGCGGACGACUCAAUUGCUCAACGUAGCGAAGAGUUUCGUGCUGCGCCGAGAUGCGAGUAUUCUCGACAACUAUCUUCCGCCCAAGUGCGAGUAUGUGGUAUUUGUGACACCGACGCGACUCCAGCUCUCCAUAUUCUCCCAAAUUCUCCGAGCCGACAAAUUGGACGACCUCGUUGAGGGCUCCGUGGCCGAGUCGCUGGCGCUCAUCAACAUGCUGACCAGGGUCAGUACCAGUCCCGUGCUGCUGAAGGCGACCGCGGACCAAGCAAAAAGCAAGUCGAUCCAAGCCAAUUCCAUCAAGAGAAAUGCCCUCUACCAAGCUGUUGCUUUGUUACCCGAACGUUUCAAGAUCGAGGAUGUCUCCCUGAGCGGCAAGCUUACUGCGUUGGCGUCCCUGCUGAGAAUGAUUCGUAAACACACUGAAGAGAAAUGUAUCGUGGUAUCGCAUUACACCUCAACCUUGCACAUCAUCGAACAGUUUUGCAAGGUCAAAGGUUACACUUACCUUCGGCUAGACGGGCAAACGCCCCCCACGAAGCGACAAGAAUACGUAAACGAGUUCAACAAGACGAGCCAGUCAGCGAAAUUCCUGUUCUUGCUGAGCGCCAAAGCUGGCGGUGUGGGUCUGAAUCUCAUCGGCGCCUCCCGUCUCUGCCUCAUCGAUUCGGAUUGGAAUCCAAGUCACGAUCUUCAAGCCAUGGCUCGCAUCCAUAGAGAUGGGCAGAAACGACCUGUAUUCAUUUACAGGUUCUUGACCGCGGGAACGAUCGACGAGAAAAUCUAUCAGCGCCAAGUGACGAAACUCGGGCUUAGUGAUUCGCUCAUGGGAACGGACACUGGCGGUUCUUCGAAGUCGGACUCAUUCACCGCCAAGGACCUCCGCGACAUCUUCCGCGUACAUCUGAACACAGCUUGCCACACUCACGAGCUCCUCGACUGCCCGUGUGAUCGCGAGGGAUCGUCGACCGAUCGUGAAGAUGACAACGCGGAGUACACCGAUGAAGAAGCGGAAAGCACAGCGGAAGAGAUGAGCUUCACGCUUGCGUCUCAAAUCAAGCCGGGACAAUUAAACAGGAUGGAGAAGGCCUACAUGGCCAAGAAGAGAGCAGCGCUGGCGGCCCUGGGCGAAUGGACGCACAUCAACUGUCUGAAGCCCGACGCGCAGGCCAACGUUCACGACGACCUCCUUCGGAAGCUCGUUCGCGCGGCGCAGCCCGAAAAGACCGUGACGGAUUCCGUACCAGCCGUAUCAGCCAAGAAGUCGCUGCUCGACGUCCUCGACAUCGACAACAUGGAUGCGGAGCGAAACGAGGGUUGCGCAGACCUCAAGAACCUACCUGGCGGUACCGUCUCUUUCCUGUUCGAACGGGUGUCCAAAGAUGCUCCUCCUCCGCCCGCAGAUGAAGGGGAGACAGGCAAUUAG
This is a messenger RNA of Punctularia strigosozonata HHB-11173 SS5, 2943 nucleotides long. RefSeq lists its product as uncharacterized. Gene Ontology annotation, molecular function: ATP binding; DNA translocase activity; ATP-dependent chromatin remodeler activity. Gene Ontology annotation, cellular component: nucleus. Gene Ontology annotation, biological process: reciprocal meiotic recombination; double-strand break repair via homologous recombination. Bases 1 to 2943 code for a protein of 980 amino acids. The record is from RefSeq and is a predicted model, not a curated record. The transcript has 29 exons. NCBI's taxonomy places the organism in Eukaryota, Fungi, Basidiomycota, Agaricomycetes, Corticiales, Punctulariaceae.